UGGUGGUGGUGGUGGUGGUGGAAAAUAGAAAACGGAUGGUAUACUAUUCAAGAGUCGUGCGUUCACCCCGCGUCGCGACGACAGGGCGUCGUUCGUACACAAAAUUAAAAAUCAAAUAAGAAAAUCGGUCUUCUUUCAUAUUUCUAAAUGCAUUAAAUUCAUUGUCAAAUUUUCAUACUUCCUCAUUGUAAAUUUCCAUUGUCAUUUUUCAGUGGCACUAAUUUUUCUAAUCGAAAAUUUUAUAAAGUUUCUUUUUUUUUUAAAUAACCUUUUCUCUCUUAUUUAUACGCGGACAUUUAUUACUGUGCUGAAAUUUUUUUUUUUUUUUUUUGCACUAUUAAUAAUUGAUAUAAAUAUAUUCUUUAAUUUGAUAUAAUUAAAAAUAGCCGAUAUUUAAAAAAAUCGAAACACAGAAAAAUUUACCAGACAGAUUUAUUAAUAAAAAAAAUUUAUUAUUAAUACCAAUAAGUGAUUUCAAUCUUUUACUUCGCCUAAAGGAAUAUUGCAUAUCGAGAGACUUUUUUUUGUAAAUUAUGAGGAAAUAUUGAAAAAUAAUUUCAAGUUUUUAUUAGAAAAUAAUAUGUAUAAUCUGUGUGUGUGUUAAUAGUAUGUUAAUGAAUUAAUAAUUAUUUGUGCGGGUAUGAUUCGAAGAAGAUUAUUUGAGAAAUCUAUGUAUUUAAUAAUUGGAGGUCAAGAAACCAAGGAAAAAGAAAACAGAAAUAACAAAUUGUUCGUCUUGGAUGUGUCCUAAAUGAAUUAUAUUGUCAAUGCUUACUAAGAUUGAUUUACUAAGAAAUGAUACAAAUAAUUGAAAUUAUUAUUUAAUAAAAGUUUUUGUGAAAGUCAAUUAAGAAAUAAAAAUAAACAUAAAAAUUAAGAAUUUUCUAAAGUUCUACAAUUUAUGUUUAAAGAAGCAUGACUGAGAAAAUAUAGUGAAAAAGCUUCAGAAAUAUUGUAAAUCAAAUUAAAAUAUCAUAAUAAUUAUGACCAAGUCAUAAUUUUUUUUUAUAUUUACAAUAAAAAAAAUUUUUGUAAAUAUAUUUGUGAAGAAAAGACUGUACUUAACAAGCGACAUUGAAUUGAAAUAAUAAUUAUCAAAUCAAAUUUUAAAAAUCAAAUAAAAAAAAAAAAAAAAAAUGGCGAACACACAGGAAAAGUCAAAUUCUAAUAAAGGAUUAUUACGCAACAAUGAAAGUACAUCAUCAGAAAUAGAGCAACCGGAUUUUUCAAAUGGAUUUGAAAAUCGAAUUGUCGAUUUCGAUUACCGUUCACAGGACAGAAAUAUAAAUGUCUGUUCACAUUUUAUUCCCACCCAGGAUAAUAAAUAUGCAACAUUGACUGAUUCAUUAAAAAGUGUAAUUCAUAGAAAUAGUCCAAAAUUAUCACUUAAUCAAACGGACGAUGCUCAUUCAUCCGUUGAAAAAUUAUCACAACAAUUUACCGAUCAUUCAUCACAGCAAGAUAAUACACAAAAUGUACCAUUAUUACAAACACAACAAUUACAUUUUAUUCCCGAGGCAAAAGAAGAAUUUAGUAAUUUUUCAAAUAUUCGUAGUCAAUUUGAAAUACGUUCACAAAUGUUUCAACCACAACAGAAACCACAUUUUGAAAGAGCAUGUUAUGUUACGUCAACUGAAAAAAUAAAUAACAUUUAUCGUAAUGAAAAUCCUCAUUAUGUUAAUCAAAAAUUAUCACCACAAUCAACAAGUCCAAAGCCACCUUAUUAUUCAUCGGGUGUAAUUCCACCGCCAUUAGAACAAAGAUUUGUAAGACAACCACAAUAUUCAUAUAAUUCAUGUCCCGAGACAGUGGUCAAUGCUUAUAUUAAAGAACAGACAAUAAUUAAUCCCUAUAAUGUUGAUAUUUAUUCAACACAAAAUCCAGCGAAACAUCAACGUUUUCUUCAAGAUUUAACACAAUAUCAAAUGCAACAUGUCGCCGCUGCUCAAGCAACAAACCAAAAUCAUCAAUUAAUUACAACAAAGGACAAAACUUCACGACGUGGUCCAAAACCAAUGGUACCGCCAAGGGGAAAUUCAAAAAUAACAUACGACGCUGGUAAUAAAACACAAAUCAUUAACAAUACACAACAUUAUCAACAAGGACCAAGUAAUUUUUCCGAAAAAAAUAAUACACUAACAUCAUCUGCAUCACAAUCGACAAUUAUUGAUGCAGACAAUAAAUUUAUUCAAAGAACAAGACAAGAUGGAUUAUUAGAGGAUUUAAGAAGUCAUUUACAAAAAGAAAAUACUGAACCAGUUUAUGUAUCGAAAUUAGAAAAUCGAAAAUCAAUUGACGUUGCCAUAAGUCAAAAAAAUAAUUUCACUGAUCCAAAUUCUGAAUUACAUAAAUUCGAUCGUAAAACAACAAUUGAUAUUAAAAAUGAUCUAAAUCCACUAUUUUCCACUGAAGGAAAAAAUAAUUUAGAAUCAAUAAAACACGAUGGAUCCACAAAUAGAUUGGAGGAUAUUAGAAAAUCUCCAAUGCUUUUUGUACCAAUUCGCGAAACACUAUUGGAACGUGGUAAUCAAAAAAGUCCCUCAUUUCAAGAUCAACAAUUUGAAAAAACAAGACAGGAGCUAAGCGCUUGGGCCGAGCAACGACAACGUCAGGAUGAAAGAGGAAUUCAAUAUUUUGGUACACGAACAAGAAAUGAAGAUGAGAAAUUAAAUCAUCGUAAGGAGAUGAGAAUAUUACCGCCAAUUCAUCCAGUACCUGAUAUCAGUCAAAAUGUUCUACUCGAACAACGUCGACAUUUACGUCACGUUAGCGCCGAUCUCACCAAGCACAUUGAAUUUACAAAUAAAGAAUUUGAUCAUUCAAUUAGUGGAUCAGUGUCAAAUUUAGUGCCUACAACUAAUGUUGUCUGGGUUCAAAAAUCAAACCCACUUUAUAAUCAAUAUCCAGCUCACAGUGAAACAAAAAUCGAUUCUGAUAUUGAUAAAACUGAAAAACCAUUUCAUCAAAUCGAUCACAUUAUUCACAGUCAUCGAAAAAGUCAUCUCUCAUCAAAUUUAUCCACCUAUGGUAAUAAAAAUCAAUCCGAUAAAGAUUCUGAAAUAGAGACCACCAGUGAUUUACAUCAAAAACAAUUUCAACAACAUCAAAGUUUAGAUUAUCUUUCAAAUAAAUUGAAACAAUGUGAAAUUCAACAAAGUGAUCUACAUGCCAAACUUCAAUGUUUACAAAAUCAAAAUCAAUUUUUAGAUAAAGUUGCACAAUUUCAGAAUCGUGAUAUACAUACACAAUUUUAUUUGAUAAAAAAUAAAAUCCAAGAAAAUUAUCCCGAUCAUUUGACGAAAAUUCAAGGUACUGAAGAAGAAUUUUUAUAUCAACAACAAAAGGGUUUGAUGAAUCAAAAUCUCCUCCCAUCGGCAUAUUCAUUGACUUCACAGAAUCCUUAUGAUAGACUAUCGCCAAGAUUACAACAACAACAACAACAACAACAACAAAAGGAAAUUGAUGAUUCUUUUUCUUCUAUUGAAAAUACAAUUCUUUAUCCAAGUCAAUCACAAAUUGAUGUCAAUUAUUCAUCACGUCGUUCUUUUAAUCAACUUAAUCGAUUGCAAGAUCCAAUAAAUAAAGUGGCAAAUUUGCAAUAUCCUUCUGUGAUGAUGCCAACGGGCAAUAUUCAUAUUACUGGAACAUUAAAGAAAAUACCACCUGAGAAACCACCUAGGACAUCUCUUAUUAUGCAAAAUCCAGAAAUUGAGUCACAAAAUCCUAUCGAAAAUGCAGAGGCGAAAGAAGCAACUGGAAAUGGUGCUGAAAUGUAUUUGAAUCCAAAUCCAGGAAUUAUCAGUGGUGGUAAUUCUAAUCUUCAUGUUGUUCGAGAGAAUGAUGACAUAGAUAAGGAACAUGCGUUAGUGUAUCGUGAUGGAAAUCUUGUAUCAGGAUCUUUGGAAGCCCUUAUACAACACAUGGUACCAACGGCAGAAUAUUAUCCUGAUCAAGCAUAUCUCUUCUCUUUUCUAUUAAGUGCACGACUUUUUAUCAAACCUCACGAAUUAUUGGGUGAAGUUUGUGCUCUUUGUGAAAGCCAACAAAAUUUAAGUGGAGAAAAUGGAAAGGAAAAGGUAUUACGUUUUGUACAUCAUUUGGUACAAUUACUUGCUGAGUGGACUGGAAUAUUUCCCUACGAUUUUCGAGAUGAGAGAAUGAUGAGUCAUGUUAAAUCUAUAACACAAAAAAUAGCUGCUGUUGACGCUGGUAUUAGACAGGAGGUCUCAAAUUUUCUUCAAAAUUUACUAUUAAGACUUACGGCACUUGAAAGAUAUGAGGAAGGUCUUGCGAGAUUAGCCAAGGAGCCUUCUACCGAACAACUUACCCAGAUUGAUUUACUUGAACUAUGUCCAUCUGCUACAAUUUUGGCUCAACAAUUAACUCACGUUGAACUCGAGAGGCUUUCUUAUAUUGGUCCCGAAGAAUUUGUUCAAGCUUUUGCCAAGGAAUUACCCCAUUUAGAAACAUCUUUUAAAGAAAUGAAAAAAACUCGAAACUUGGAAUCUUAUGCACAAUGGUUCAAUAGAUUAAGUUACUUUGUAGCCACAGAAGUAUCCAAGCACAUCAAAAAGAAACAACGAGUCCGCGUGGUUGAAUAUUGGAUUGAAACUGCUCGAGAAUGCUUUAACUUUGGUAACUUUAAUUCAUUGAUGGCAAUAAUAGCUGGAUUAAAUAUGUCACCAAUUACGCGACUAAAGAAAACGUGGGCAAAAGUGCAAACGUCUAAAUUUGCAAUUUUGGAACAUCAAAUGGACCCUAGUAGCAAUUUUAGUAGCUAUCGAAGUACUCUAAAAGCGGCAAUGUGGCGUAGCGCAGGCGCUACAGAUGAACAACAAAGGAUAGUUAUACCAUUUUUCAGUCUAUUGGUUAAAGAUCUAUACUUUUUGAACGAAGGCUGCAGUAACAAACUUCCCAAUGGACACAUCAAUUUUGAAAAAUUCUGGCAAUUAGCAAAACAAGUUACUGAAUUUUUAACAUGGAAACAGGUGGUUUGUCCUUUUGAGAAAGAUUCUCGUGUCAUUGCUUUCUUACAAGCCAGUCCUAUUUUGACCGAGAAUGCAUUGUCAUUGGCGUCAUUUGAAUGUGAACCACCUGACACUAAUCACGAAAAAGAACGUUACAAAACUUUAAAAGCCGAACACAGUAUGUAGAGAACAUUAUUACUAAUGUUGUUUACCAACUUUAAAAGUAUGAAGAGUUAUAUAUUAUAUAUAAAUAUAUGGGAAUAGUUAUCCUUUCAAAGAAAAUUAUUAUUUCAAAUGACCAAAAAAAAAACGGUCUUUAGAAAAAAAAUGUGAAGCACAAUAGUGCUAACGAUGACGCACCAAAGAAGACAUUAAUAUAUAAGUAUUAGUGAAUAUUACUUAAUUUAUAUAUAGAGAUUUGAUAGUCAUUAAAAGUCGAUGAUGAUAAAUUUAGAUUAUUUUGAUUUGUUUGACUGUACUUAAAAAAAAAACAAAGUAAAGGAACCAGUUUUCGUACAGAUUAUUUAAAUAAAAACAGACUUUUUUCAUAUAUAUUUAUGUAUUAAAUUUUUAUAUUUCAUAUACUUAUAUUAUAAAUUAUAAAUUAAAAGUUUACUAAAUUACUAUAAAUAUAUAGGUAACAAAUUAUACACUAAAAAAAAAAGAAAAAAACUGUCACGCUCAGUACCUACUGGUUCUUUUACUUUUUAAAAGCCAAUAAAAUCUGACUAAAGAAAAAAUCCUAAAUAAUAUUUACUCAAUUUUUUACUUGAAAUAUUGUAAAUUCCCGUUA
This is a messenger RNA of Leptopilina boulardi, 5760 nucleotides long. RefSeq lists its product as uncharacterized. Gene Ontology annotation, molecular function: guanyl-nucleotide exchange factor activity. Bases 1137 to 5153 code for a protein of 1338 amino acids. Gene Ontology annotation, biological process: positive regulation of GTPase activity; Ras protein signal transduction. NCBI's taxonomy places the organism in Eukaryota, Metazoa, Arthropoda, Insecta, Hymenoptera, Figitidae. The record is from RefSeq and is a predicted model, not a curated record. The transcript is spliced from 12 exons. Gene Ontology annotation, cellular component: plasma membrane.